Messenger RNA from Prunus armeniaca (apricot), 1365 nucleotides. NCBI's taxonomy places the organism in Eukaryota, Viridiplantae, Streptophyta, Magnoliopsida, Rosales, Rosaceae. The record is from the annotation of a GenBank genome assembly.
AUGAAAACUUUGCUGCAUUACUUGUUCCUCCUCUGCUUCAAUAUCCUCCUCCCUGCAGUUCAAAGCCAGUGUAUUAAAGACCAGCAACAAUCGUUGCUCCAUUUGAAGAAAAGCCUUCAAUUUGAUCAACCUUCGUACUCAACCAAGGUUAUAUCUGGAAUUCAAGCACCGACUGUUGUUCUUGGCAGUCUCUUCCAUCUUCAACAUCUUCAAAGCCUCAAUCUGGCUGAUAAUGAUUUUGACUAUGGCACUAGCAUUCCAUCAGCAAUCGGAAAGCUUGUGAAAUUGAGGUAUCUGAAUUUAUCAUAUAAUAAUGGUUACUCCGGGAAAAUUCCCAUUGAGAUUUCAAGCUUGACAAGGUUGGUUGUCCUUGAUAUUUCCCUGUCAUUCCACUCCCUUGAGGCCCCGAAUAUAAGCAUCCUCUUUCAGAACCUCACAGAGCUUGCAGAGCUAUAUUUUGACGGUGUAUAUUUGCGAGCACAGGGAGCUAACUGGUCCCAAGCGAUAUCAUCUUCACUGCCAAACCUGAGGGUGUUGAGCUUGUUUAGGACUGGUCUUUCCGAUCCUUUUGAUCAGUCCCUUGCUAAGCUUCAGUCUCUCUCUGUUAUUCGAUUGGGUGGAUUCUUUGCCAACUUUUCCAACCUGAGGGUGUUGGACUUGAGUUGGAACAGUAUCUCCGGUCCAAUUCCAGGAUCCUUGGCCAACUUUUCAAACCUGAAGGUGUUGAACUUGAGUGGGAACAGUAUCUCCGGUCCAAUUCCAGGACUCUUUGCCAAAUUUUCAAACCUGAGGGAGUUGGACUUGAGACAGAACAAUAUCUCUGGUCCAAUUCCAGGAUUCUUUGCCAACUUUUCCAACCUGAGGGUGUUGGACUUGAGUUGGAACAGUAUCUCCGGUCCAAUUCCAGGAUCCUUUGAGAACUUUUCAAACCUGAGGAUGUUGGGCUUGAGUUGGAACAACAUCUCCGGUCCAAUUCCAGGAUUCUUUGCCAAUUUCUCAAAGUUGACUUCCUUGAGGCUCAGUGGUUGUCGGUUGAAUGGAACAUUUCCCAACGAGAUCUUUCAGGUACCUACUCUACAAACUAUUGAUCUUUCGGCUAAUUUUAAACUUGGUGGUUCCUUGCCAGAAUUUCCCAAGAAAAUUGGAUCUCUUCAGUCCUUGUCUCUAAGCAAGACAAACUUUUCAGGGUCACUGCCUGACUCCAUUGGCAACCUCAAAAUGUUGUCCACGAUAGAUCUUUCAAAUUGCAGUUUCCAUGGAUCAAUCCCCUCGUCGCUCUUUUCUCUUCCAUUAUUAUCACAACUAAACCUUUCCCACAAUCAAUUCUCUGGUGAACUUGCAUUUCUAAUGUCUCUUCCAACUUAG